AAUGCUGUACAAAUUGUCGUCAUUGCCCAUCGCGUACUAUAAAUUAGCUAGGGUUAAAGAAAUAUUGCGUUAAGCUUUUCAGCCGUGGCUCCAUGUAUGCCAAUGGUUUAACUUAGAAUACCACCUGAAAGAACCCUUCGAAAAUGUCUUUCUGGGGGAUUGAAGUAAAACCUGGAAGACCAGUCACUCAUUACUUUGAUCCGACGAGAGGAAGGCUUCGAAUUUCUCAGGCAACAUUGGGCAUUGGUGAUGGGGUAGCGAAGAGCUUGGUUCAGUGCAAUGUGGGGAAUAAGACUCCUGUGUUUCUGUGUGCUUUGUUGCCUGACAAGACGGAGUGUUGCCAUUUGGAUUUGGAAUUUGAGGAGGCUGAUGAUGUGAUAUUUUCUGUUCUUGGACCAAGAAGUGUCUAUCUAACCGGUUACUAUGUUGGUAAGAGUUUGCAUAGAAAUGACAGCGAUACGGAAUCAUAUGGGGAGGAUAUUGCCAACACAGACAAUGAAGUAUCCAAUCAGUGCAGUGAUGAAGAUGAUUAUGAGGAUAGCUUUAUCAAUGACGACGAUGAUCCAGUGGCUUUCCCAUCUUCGCCUGCUCCGAGUGAUGGUGAUGGUGAUGGUGAUGGUGAUGGUGAUGGUGAUGGUGAUGGUGAUGGUGAUGGUGAUGGUGAUGGUGAUGGUGAUGGUGAUGGAGAUGGAGAUGGAGAUGGAGAAGGCAAACAUCUAGAAAACAGAAAAGGCAACCGCAAAAGACGUAAGAAGAAACACAAAAUAGUAAUUGAAUCUGAAGAAGAUAACAGUUCACAAGAAAGUGAAGAUGAAGACGAUUGUUACUUGUCUGCAUCUAUCAGUAAAAUACCUACAAAGAAAUACUAUAUAUUUGAGUCUGACGAUGAUAACAAUGCACAUGAAAACAAAGGAGAAGAAAGUUGUCUCUUGUCUGAAUUUAAAAAUAAAACACAUGCAAAGGCAACUUCUUCAAAAUGCAGAGAAAAAAGUGGUAAUGUAACAGAUGAGGCUGCUUGUCAGGCAGAAAAUGGUGGAAGUGAUGAAGAUGGUAGAGAGGAAAAUGUUGAUGCUGUGGAUAUGACAAGUAUGAGUAACAUUAGCAAGGAUCAAUUAAGUGGCAUAGACAAACGCAUUUUAGCACCAGAACAUGAUUCUGUGACUGGAAAGAUCGCAAUGCCUAGCAAGUGUGAAGAUGCAAAGUCUCCUGAGGUUGCUGUCAGUGACCAGGGGGACAUGUUCACAAGUCUUAAUACGGGGCAACUCACUGACUUUGACAAGGAGCACCAAGUUCAUGUUGGAACUGAACAUGUUCAGAAAGUUGCAAGCGACAUGGAUACUGUUGAUCAUUCUGAUUCUUUAGCACCCCCUACUGAAGAGCAGGUUGAAAAUAGUCCAAAAUUAACAAAAAAUGGAAGUGACAGAAUGGGACUGCAUGAAUGCAAAGAUUCCAGUCCUGGUGAUGCUGUUGAAGAGGUCAAGCAAGUUUCUGAGGCUACUGAUAUGGAUGAGGAUUUACUGGCAACAACUGAAGAUAACAAUGUGUUAACUAGCACCCAGAAUAUUGUUGAUGAUUCUGAUUCUUUAGAACCUGCUCCUGAAGUUAAAGAUGAAAAUGGCCCAAAAUUGAAGAAAAGGAAAAAAGGGAGGGAUGGAGUGAAGCUGAAUGAAUGCAAAGAUUCCGGUCCUGAUGCUGCUGCUGAAGAGGUCAAGCCAGUUGUGGCUACUGAUAUGGACACAGAUUUACUGGCAACAACUGAAGAUAACAAAGUGCUAUCUAGCAUCCAGAACGUUGUUGAUAGUUCAGAUUCUUUAGAAACCCAUGCUGAAGAGCAAGCUGAAUGUGGUCCAAAAUUGAAGAAAAGGAAAAAAAGGAGUGAGGGAGUGAGGAGGCUGAAUGAAUGCAAAGACUCUAGUACCAGUGAUUCUCUUGAAGAGGCCAAGCAGGUUGAUGAGGCUACUGAUAUUGACAAGGAUUUACCGGCAAUGACUGAAGAUAACGAAGUGCUAACUAGCACCAGAAGUAUUGAUGUAAAUUCUGAUGGAUGCCAACUUGAGAAGAAACAAAAGAAAAAGAAGAAAAAGAAGACCAAAGUUAAGGAUGCUGAAACUAACAGUAUGCUUGAGUCUGAUAGGACCGCAAAUGAAAUAUUUGCCAAAUCUCAGGACAUGGAUCUGAAUCCAGAGUCCUCUCAAGUGAGGACCUUGUCAAAUGGAUUGACUAUUGAAGACCUAGCAAAGGGUAAAGAAGAUGGAAAAGUUGCUAUUCCAGGAAGAAAGGUGAAAGUUUACUAUACUGGCAAGCUAAAGGAGAAUGGACAUGUUUUUUGCUCCAAUGUUGGUGAAGCUCCUUACAAAUUUUGCCUAGGUGACGAACAAGUUCUCAAAGGAUGGAACAUUGGACUUGAAGGUAUGCGUGUUGGUGACAAAAGGAGACUUACCAUCCCUCCAGCAAUGGGAUAUGGCAGUGAAGGACUUGAGGAGGAUGUACCACCAAACUCAUGGUUGAUCUAUGACGUUGAAUUGGUUGGAGUCCGUGGAUGAUUUUGCUGCUUUGCUUUGCUUGGCUUGGUUUGGCUUUUCUGUUAAUUUUGUAUCAAAAACCCCAACUGAAUUUUGUUCUUCAGGGUUUUGAGUUGACUACAACAACAGAUUUUGUUUUCCAAUAUUUUGUUUAUAGUUACUCCGUAUAUAACUAAAUGGAGUUAAUUCAAAUUUUUUGUCUUAGAUUUAUAAGUGG
Messenger RNA from Ipomoea triloba (trilobed morning glory), 2739 nucleotides. Its product is annotated as peptidyl-prolyl cis-trans isomerase FKBP43-like. The transcript is spliced from 13 exons. Gene Ontology annotation, molecular function: peptidyl-prolyl cis-trans isomerase activity. The record is from RefSeq and is a predicted model, not a curated record. NCBI's taxonomy places the organism in Eukaryota, Viridiplantae, Streptophyta, Magnoliopsida, Solanales, Convolvulaceae. Bases 144 to 2543 code for a protein of 799 amino acids.